ACUCCCCGCCUCUCCGGCUGCCCGACCACGCCCCUCACGAGGCCCCGCCCCGCGCAGCGGCCCCGAGCAUGGUGGUGCUGAAGGGCGUCCCGGCGCUGCUGUCGCCCGAGUUGCUCUACGCCCUGGCGCGGAUGGGGCACGGAGACGAAAUCGUUCUUGCAGACGUGAACUUCCCCACCUCGUCCAUCUGCAGGGGUGGCCCGGAGGAGAUCCGCGCCGACGGCCUGGGCAUCCCGCAGCUCCUGGAGGCCGUGCUGAGGCUGCUCCCUCUGGACACGUACGUGGAGAGUCCGGCUGUUGUCAUGGAGCUGGUACCCAGUGACAGGGAGAGGGGCCUCCAGACCCCAGUGUGGAAGAAUUACCAGUCUAUCCUCUCCGGAGCCCAUGGCACGGUCAGAGGCCAAGUGUCCUUGGGAACCUGGGCAGCAUCCCUGGACCAAGCCAUUUUGCCUUCCAGACCGCUCUGGCGACGAUCGAGAGGUUUGAGUUUUAUCAGAGGGCCAAAAAGGCUUUUGCUGUGGUAGCGACGGGGGAGACGGCCCUCUACGGAAACCUCAUCCUCAAGAAGGGCGUGCUGGCCCCCUGUGACCUGGUCUAGGGCAAGUGGACUAUGCACCCAAGCACCCAGACCUCACCAAGCCCGGAGCUCCCAGGGCGCCUGUUCACCAAGGCUGGGAGUCUCCCAAUUUAUAAAAAUGAUGGAAAAGCACAGCA
Manis javanica (Malayan pangolin) is the source of this 714-nucleotide messenger RNA. It is a transcript of the gene FUOM, whose product is annotated as fucose mutarotase. Lineage: Eukaryota; Metazoa; Chordata; Mammalia; Pholidota; Manidae. Gene Ontology annotation, biological process: fucose metabolic process. Gene Ontology annotation, molecular function: racemase and epimerase activity, acting on carbohydrates and derivatives; fucose binding. The record is from RefSeq and is a predicted model, not a curated record.